Messenger RNA from Durusdinium trenchii, 1848 nucleotides. The record is from the annotation of a GenBank genome assembly. Lineage: Eukaryota; Dinophyceae; Suessiales; Symbiodiniaceae.
AUGGAAGAGAACUUUGACAGUUUUUCGAGCAUUCUAGAUCUUGAAGAGUUGGCUCCAGUUGAUUUGACUGAAACUGUUGAUCUGACAGGCGGCUUGACUCGACAGGAAUUCAAUCAUCCCCAUGGUGAACAAGAAUAUGAUGCGAGUCUGGUCGGAGGCGAGACAGUAGUGAGCCAAGAUGUCAGGAUUGAACGCUUCAAUGAACUUGAGUCUCAGCACAGCAAUUCCUGCAUCAAUACCGUGGUUGAGACCUCAGUGUGGAAUAGCAUGAUUGCAUCUGCCUAUGACAGGUAUCGUGCAAGGGAAGCUACACUUAGUUUCCCUUGGGAGGUAGGAGCAAGUGCAGAGAUUUUUCAAUCAAAUCUUGGUUUGAGUUUGCCCAGCAUCAGUUCGUUUAGCAUUCAACCGCCGGCUGCUGUGGACAGAGCCUCGGAGUCUGUGCCUGAGAUGUUUGGCAGUGACAUUCAGCCUGGUGUUUGCUAUGUGCAUGCAGUCUCAGACAUGAAGGAUUUGGAUUAUUUCGAAGACAAACGAUUGAAACUUGAACUGGCAUGCGGCAAAUGGAUGAACCUACUUUCAUGCAGCUGGGAUGCAUCCAUCAUAGGGAUGCAACUUUGCAGGGACUUGCGCGUGGACCCCAGUGGCAAAGAGGCAACUGAGUCACUUCGAGCUUGCUUUGGCACUAAAAGUCCAUCUACAGUUUUGAAGCGAGCUGCAACCAUGAAAAAAUUCGUGACAUGGCAUUACGAAGAGUUCGAGAGCAGAGGAGUCUUUGUUUCGCCCUUCCCUUUGACAGAGCAGGACGUUUGGGCAUUCUUCCUUCAUUUGAGGGAUGAACGAGUCCGGACAUCCAAAGGUUUUACAACCCCUGCCACCUUUUUGGAAACAGUACGAUUUUGCAAAUUUACAGUUGGGCUUCAAGGCUGUGAUGCAAUUCUACAAUCAGGAAGGCUUCUGGGGUUCGCAGCGAUCGAGCGCAGAGAGAAAGGGCCUACCAAACAGGCACCAAUCCUAGAACUAGUUCACUUGAGGCGAUUGCACGAGAUCCUGGCAAUAGGCAGUGAUCCUGUGGAUCAGCUAGGUGCAGGUGCUAUGCUCGUAUGCAUCUAUGCCAGGGCCAGAUGGUCGGACCUGCGCUAUGUUCACAGAGUCGAAUUGGAGAAAGGGCGCAACGGUGCCAUGGUCAUCUACACACAGGAGCACAAGACCUCAGCAGUAGGGUUGAGACGAGAGCAGUAUUUGCCUUUGGUUGUACCCUGGGAAGGUGUGAUCAGUGGUGACUGGAUUUCUUUGUUUACCCAGGUGUAUGAAAGGCUUGGCUUGGAGCUUCACAAAGUCCCGCUUGGUCCGCUGAUCCCAGUUAUUGAGCAAGCAAUUGAACUUGUUGCAGACGAAGAGGAUCGUUUGAGUGCUAAAGAAGAGAUGGAAGAAGUUCAGAACUACGCUAGCUUUGCUGGCGAUCUGAGCCUCUUUGGAGAAGAGGCCGUGAGCAAGGGCUAUGUUCAGAUAGAGAGUUCUAGUGAGAGUGAAGAUACUUCAGACAGCGUUUCUUCUUCGAAUGAUGAUCAGGAGCGUUGGCGAGAAGCUGAUGCCUACCAAGAGCUGGUCCCUGAAGGGGAGACCUUUCACAAGCACACCAAGACCUCCAGGCUGCAUCGUGUCAAAGACAACAAGUCUUCGACUGAGUGUGGAAAGAAAUUGAGUGAGAAUUUCAGAGAGUUGGGAAGGGUAUUGACCUUUAGGUUUCCAAAGUGCCUGAUUUGCUUUCCUCAAGCGGAGGGAAGGUUCAGGACCAGAGAACAGGUCGUUGCUCGGCUCGACGAGGCCCUAAAGAGGGCGCGGCACUGA